GAUUCGUAUGCAGCCAGUACUGCUUAUCCUUCGAUGUAUGGAGGUACAACGUCCCAGUACAGUGAUACCAAAACUGAUUACUUGUCGGGUUAUGCGCCUGCUCCGAGUUCAAAUCUUGCAGUCGGAGAACCAGCGAGUGAGACGAGCACGGAGCUUGGAGGAGGAAGGCAGUUUGUUAUCAGAGCACGAGGGUUACCAUGGUCUGUUACUGACGAUGAGAUUGCCGAAUUCUUUGAACCGGAAAUUGUGCUGAGAACGCGUGAGCAAAUUCAUAGAGUUGAAACGAAUGGAAGAUUUUCCGGAGAAAUUUAUUUGGAAUUGUAUACCAGGGAAGAAGAGGUAGCAGCAAUUGCCAAAAACAAAAAUACCAUAGGAAAACGUUACGUCGAAGUUUACCCAGCAAAGAUCGAAGAGUUGAAAAGAGUUCUGGAGCAUGUUGGGGAAGCAAAAAAGGAAAAUAUUCUGAAACUACGGGGGUUGCCGUUCCAUGUGAGACGAGAAGAGAUUCAGGAUUUUCUGCAGGGGUGUGAAUUGAAGGGGGCAGGCGAUGGGAUCCACUUCGUUCCCGACAAGAUGGGGCGCGGCACUUGCAACGGGGAGGCGUUCGUUGAAAUGGCUGACGAUAGUUCCAUGGAAAAAGCCUUAGCCAAAAACAAGCAAAAUAUCGGCUCAAGAUGGAUUGAAGUAUUCCGCAGCACUAAAUCAGAGAUGGAAUCUAUCAUUUACCCAGAUGAGCCUCUGGAUUCAUAUCCAGCAAUGUACAGUCAUGAUAUAGACUUGUACGGCCAGCCACCUAUGUACGGAAUGCGAGGCAGACCUCCCCCUCCCCACAUGUACCCUGGAGGACCAGGACCAUAUGGGCCACCUCCACAUGGCUAUGGACCGCCGCCUGGCCCAGGGUUCAAGGUGAAGAUGCAAGGACUGCCAUAUGAAUCAACGAGACACGAUAUCGUACAGUUCUUCCACCCGGCCGAAGUGCUGUUUCUGGAGUUUGUGCGGGACAACAAUGGCAGAAUAACGGACUGUGUGGUGGAGUUUGGCAACGAGAGAGACCACCAGCUGGCACUUAGUCGCCACAAGCAGAACUUAGGUCGACGCUACGUUGAAGUCUACAACUAUGAAGACGAUGAGUGGUAUCCUCCUCCCCCUCCGCCUCCGUUUGGUGGCCCCAGACCCUUCUAUCCUCCCCCAAUUGCAGAGUUCAGAGUACAGCUGAGAGGAACUCCGUUUGAUGUCACAAACGCAGAGAUUUACUCGUUUUUUGGCAGCCUCAAAGUGACUGGGGUGGAGAUGUGUAGAGACAAGGGUGGCAAAGUGCAGGAUGUGUUUGUGUCCCUCGCAUCCCCCAAGGACUUAGAGGGUGCGAUCAAACUGAACAAACAGAACAUAAGACAUCGAUACGUGGAGGUAUAUGAUGCGUGUGGUGGGAUGGGGAUGAGUGGUGGAGGCGGGCCGAUGAGGAGAGCACGACCUCCCAUGCCACCCAGAGGCGGAGAAUACCCUCCGCCAGGACGCGGAGGACGAGUGACAAACUACGGAGGCUUCACAUGAGGUAGCACUGCUGAAUUGGAAGUCGAAUUGGAAGGAUCGAGGAAACAGGAAGGAAGUCCCCAAUGAUCGGACUAACUGAUUGGUGUAUUUUCGAGUUGCAAUAGUUGUUAUUAAUGAUCUACAAACUGACUUAUCUCUUCUACCUUUGUGUUUGUAUUGUAACCUAAGCGUUUUUAUUAAUUCAUUUUGCUUUUCA
This is a messenger RNA of Symsagittifera roscoffensis, 1747 nucleotides long. RefSeq names its product heterogeneous nuclear ribonucleoprotein F-like. The record is from RefSeq and is a predicted model, not a curated record. Lineage: Eukaryota; Metazoa; Xenacoelomorpha; Acoela; Convolutidae. Gene Ontology annotation, molecular function: RNA binding. Bases 34 to 1551 code for a protein of 505 amino acids. The transcript has 12 exons.